AAAUCGAUUUUUCGAUUAAUGUAUCUCAGAUCCCAACCCUAUUGUGAAGGAAAAUGGAAGUUAGCCAUUUGUCCGAUAACCAAACAUUAAAAUAUUUUCGCGUUUCACUAGAAAUUCAUUGAAAAAGAAAGUGAUGCGGUUACUUUUAAUUAUUUCGUGGUAUGGGUAACACAAUAAAAUAACUCAAAAUGGAAGGAGAGGAGUUCAACCUCCAAUGGGAGGAAGUAGUGAUAAAACAUAGCCCUGGUCAUGGAGAAUCAUCAGAGGGAGUUAUGUGUGCCCUUGAUAGUCAAGCUUCAUCAUAUGAUAAUACGGCCUCACAGGGGAUGAUACCAGACACAGAUCAAAUGGCUGCAGAGAACUUGAUGUACCUAGCACAAGAUGUAGUGAGUUACACAGAAACUGCUGAGCUUGCUGAUGAUCCUAAUGUAGAAUGUGUCACUGAAGAAGUUAUUACAGAUGAUUGGGUUGGUGGUCAAGAAAGGGUUGAAGUAUCAUUAGAACAUUUUACACAACCUGUAUCAGAUGUCAAGAUAGAAAAUGAACUUGAUGUACCCUUGCCCACAGAUCAGGACGAAUACACGGCAAUGCGGCCAUGGCCGUGCGAUUUCUGUUCACGACGGUUUCGCAAGAAAGCAGCCCUUAUGAACCAUAUGGUUGCGCAUCAGAAUGAUCGCCCGCACGCGUGCAAUUUGUGCGGGGUUCGCUACGUGCGCAAGUGUGAUCUCAUGAACCACCUCAAAGUACACGCCUUUGUACCCGACAACCAUGACGCCGUUGAUUAUGAAAUUUUAGAUAACAAUCAAAUAAUUAAACCAAAGAAAAAGAGAGGAAGACGAAAAAAGAAUCCGGAACCUGUAGAGAAUGGGAUGUGGGAGAACAUGACAUCAGCGCGGACACAGCAAUGGUCUCGUCGCGCUCGUACUUCCCCCAAGCAGCAGCCGCCGCCGACGCCGCCGUCGCCGCCCUCUCCCCCGUCACCCCCCUCUCCUCCGCCUCCGCCCGCGGACCCUUCUCGGCCGUUUGUCUGCAGACAUUGUGGUAUUGGAUUCGCUAGAGAGAAGGCACUGCAAUCACAUGCUAGGAUUCACGGUGGCGAUUCACCCAUAGAAUGCGGUGAAUGUGGCGAAUUAUGUUGGUCGCGCGAAUCUUUAGCAUCGCACGCAGCACAGCGACAUCCACAUCUACCACCGCGUUCCCGACAACCAGAAACACCAUACCAGGACUCUGAUGAAGAUGACGACAUGGACUUCCAGCUGUCGCCAGAGGCGCCGCAGACAAGUGACCGUGUGUAUGAGAACGUGCGCGGUCCCGAGUUGUUUUGUCAGGACUGCGGCGUCGCGUUCCAACGUGCUGAUCUGUUGAGGCGGCACGUCGCCGCCGCCCAUAGUUACAAGCGACACGACAGCAGUAGCAGCACGUGGGGCGAGCACACGUGCGACGUGUGCGGCGAGAGUUGUACAGACGCGUUGCAACUGUUGGCUCACGCCGAGCGGCACGCGGACAGGCCGCGCGCACACUCUGAAGCGCCCAGAUUAAAAAAGUCGUCGCGAGGGAGAAAUAAUUUGUCAUCUUCGAGUAGUUCAAGACAGUUUCCAUGUAGAGAGUGUGGCAAAGUGUUCGGAUCGAGGAGUUCUCAACAGAUCCAUAUAAGGAUACAUACGGGUGAGCGGCCAUACGCAUGCCGUUUUUGUUGGAAAGCAUUCGCUGACGGUGGCACGCUCAGGAAGCACGAGCGUAUACACACAGGUGAGAAACCUUAUGCGUGCGCGGUGUGUCCUCGUGCGUUCAAUCAGCGCGUCGUCCUUAGGGAACAUGUUCGAUCUCACCAUUCCGCGCCGGAUAGAAGAGCCAAUGGUGGUCCCGCGUACAGCUGUGUAGUAUGCGGACGAACGUUACAUUCCAGUGCAGAUUUAGUGCAGCAUCUAAUACAACAUUGCGAUGUGAAUACGGCGUUAAAACGACAACCUCAGACUGGCCCCCGUAAAUAUAAGCGUCGACGGAAACUGAAGACUGAAAGUUCGCCGGCGCGCGAGUGGGAGCGCGGUUCCAUGUCUCGUUCCCCGUCUCCCGCCCGCUCGGCGACUCCGCCCCGCUCGCCGGCCCCGCCCCUCUCGCCCGCCCCACCGUCACCCCGCUCCCCGCCCGCGCUGGAGCCCCGCCGCAGGAGGCGGCGCGCCCCGCCCCCGCCGACGCCCCGCCCCCGCAUGAUACACACCGAGGAUCCACGGCCCCGCACCAAACAGGUCCGUCAACGUAGGCCUCCUCGUCACCCCGCGGACGACCUGCGCGCUAUCAGGCCGCCCUCGCCCGUCACCGGACGCCGCGCCGCCCCCUCACCGCCCCCCGCCUCGUUACCGUCCCCGUCCCCACCCCCGGCGACGCCAUCCCCGCCCGCGUCCCCCCCACCGGCCACUCCGUCCCCACCCACGUCUCCUCCGCGCGUUGACGCCGGCGGGCCGUUCAGAUGCGAGAUGUGCGCCCUCGAGUUUCCCCGUCGCAACGAUCUACUGCUUCACGUGCCCGUGCAUAUAUGA
Messenger RNA from Diatraea saccharalis (sugarcane borer), 2537 nucleotides. NCBI's taxonomy places the organism in Eukaryota, Metazoa, Arthropoda, Insecta, Lepidoptera, Crambidae. The record is from the annotation of a GenBank genome assembly.